Molecule: messenger RNA, 8055 nt
Organism: Neoarius graeffei (lesser salmon catfish)
Lineage: Eukaryota; Metazoa; Chordata; Actinopteri; Siluriformes; Ariidae
Gene: abcc9
Product: ATP-binding cassette, sub-family C (CFTR/MRP), member 9
Exons: 38
Coding region: 528-5225 (1565 amino acids)
Biological process (GO): transmembrane transport; potassium ion transport
Cellular component (GO): membrane
Molecular function (GO): ATP binding; ABC-type transporter activity; sulfonylurea receptor activity
Source: RefSeq, a predicted model, not a curated record
CUCGAGCGUGGUUAUACUCUGUGUGUGUGUGAGCAGGGGAGCUGCUGGUGGAGGUGCAGGAGUGUGUGUGUGUGUGUGUGUGUGUGUGUGUGUGAGCAGGGGAGCUGCUGGUGGAGGUGCAGGAGUGUGUGUGUGUGUGUGUGUGUGUGUGUGUGUGAGCAGGGGAGCUGCUGGUGGAGGUGCAGGAGUGUGUGUGUGUGUGUGUGUGUGUGAGCUGCUGGUGGAGGUGCAGGAGUGUGUGUGUGUGUGUGUGUGUGUGUGUGUGUGUGUGUGAGCAGGGGAGCUGCUGGUGGAGGUGCAGGAGUGUGCUGGCUGGUUUGCUCAGGACUCAGGCUCAGUGUGGAAACCCAAUAGGAGGGCGCUUUGGCUCGCUGCGCUCUGCUCAGCUGAAGCUCGGCGGCUAAAAAUAAUCCGCACCCGGCUGCGGCGCACACUGACACUGGGUCUGCCGCACACUCACUCUCAGCUCUGGGAAUGAAACCCUGCUAACACCAACAUCGCACAGAUCUUUGGCCCAAUCAGGCAGCAUGGCCUUGUCAUUCUGCGGAAACGACCUCAACAACUCCUACAGUGUCAACAAGGGAGUGCUGAAUAACGGUUGCUUUGUGGAUGCACUCAACCUUGUCCCACAUGUCUUCUUACUCUUCAUCACCUUCCCUAUCCUCUUCAUUGGUUGGGGCAGUCAGAGCUCGAAGGUGCAAAUCCACCAUAACACCUGGCUGCAUUUCCCUGGCCAUAAUCUACGCUGGAUUCUGACCUUCACGUUGCUUUUUGUGCACGUGUGCGAGAUCGCCGAGGGAAUCGUCUCCAACACGGAGAUGAAGUCAAAUCACUUGCACCUUUUUCUACCUGCACUAAUGGGCUUCAUAGCAGCUACUACAUCAGUGGUCUAUUACCACAAUAUUGAAACGGCCAACUUCCCCAAAUUACUCCUCGCACUGUUCAUCUAUUGGGUGUUGGCAUUCAUCACCAAAAUCAUCAAGCUGUGGAAGUUUGCAGAGGAAGGAGUGGGCAUACAGCAUCUCCGCUUCUGUAUCACGGCUCUGCUUGUGGUGCUGUACGCCCUGCUUAUGGCUGUCGAGAUCAAUGUCAUACGCAUCAGGAAGUAUGUGUUCUUCACUAACCCUCAGCGAGUCAAACCACCAGAGGACCUACAGGAUCUGGGCGUGCGCUUCCUCCAGCCUUUCGUUAACCUGCUCUCUAAGGCCACAUACUGGUGGAUGAACCCACUGAUCAUGAGUGCGCACAAGAGGCCCAUCGAGCUGAAGAAGAUCGGCAAGCUGCCCAUCGCCAUGAGGGCUUUGACCAACUUCUUGCAUCUGAGGGAUGCUUAUGACGAGCAGAGGGAGAAUGCAGAGCGGCUGGAAAAGACUCCAUCCAUCUGGAAGUCCAUGUACCACGCUUUCGGUCGGCCCAUCCUCCUCAGUAGCACCUUCCGCUACAUGGCCGACCUCCUGGGCUUUGCCGGACCACUCUGCAUUUCUGGAAUUGUAGAGAACCUGAACCAGACGAACAGGACUGAAGACUUCAGCAUGAACAAGACAGAGGAUAUACUAUUUGGAGUCUACUUUAUGCCCUCGGCGGAGCUGUUCAGAAAGGCGUAUGUCCUGGCUGUGCUUCUCUUCCUGGCUCUGGUGCUCCAGCGCACCUUUCUACAAGCCUCCUACUACGUCACUAUAGAAACAGGCAUCAACCUACGAGGAGCACUGUUGGCAAUGAUCUACAACAAGAUCUUGCGUCUCUCCACUUCCAACAUGUCUAUGGGAGAGAUGACCCUGGGACAGAUCAACAACCUGGUGGCAAUAGAGACCAAUCAGCUGAUGUGGUUCCUGUUUCUGUGCCCCAACUUGUGGGCAAUGCCUGUGCAGAUCAUUAUGGGCGUGAUCCUGCUGUAUUACUUGUUGGGGUCCAGCGCUCUCAUUGGUGCACUGGUCAUUGUGCUGCUGGCCCCCAUUCAGUACCUCAUCGCCACCAAGCUGGCCGAUACACAGAAAAGCACACUGGACUAUUCAACAGACCGUCUGAAAAAAACCACAGAGAUCCUGAAAGGCAUAAAGCUGCUGAAGCUGUAUGCCUGGGAGAACAUUUUCUGCGAUAGCGUGCUGGAAACCAGGAACAAGGAACUCACCAGCCUCAGGACGUUUGCAUUUUACACAUCCAUGUCCAUCUUCAUGAAUGCAGCCAUCCCUAUUGCUGCAGUGUUAGUGACCUUUGUUACUCACGCCUACAUCCGCGAACCUGACAACAAGCUGACUCCAGCCAAGGCAUUCGCCUCUCUGGCUCUCUUCCACAUCUUGGUCACACCACUCUUCCUGCUCUCCACUGUGGUGCGGUUUGCCGUGAAGGCCCUGAUCAGUGUUCAGAAGCUUGGCGAGUUUCUGCAGAGCGAGGAGAUUGACGAUGACAGCUGGAGAAAUGGAGACAUGAUGAUGGCUUAUGAGCCCUGCAAGAAAUCCACUGGGGGUACAAAGGUGAUAAAUAGGAAACAGCCACUCCGUUAUCAGAUGGAUAACUACGAUCAGCCCAUGCGCAGGCAGCUGCGCCCCACCGAGACCGAGGAUGUCGCCGUGAAGGUGAACAAUGGAUGCUUCACAUGGGGGAGCAACAUGUCAACCCUGUCUGACAUCAACAUCCGCAUUCCUUCAGGUCAGCUGACCAUGAUUGUGGGCCAGGUGGGUUGUGGGAAAUCCUCGCUGCUGUUAGCCAUGCUGGGCGAGAUGCAGAACCUCAGUGGGAAAGUCUAUUGGAGCAAUAAGAACAGGUACUCUGUGGCAUACGCAGCUCAGAAGUCUUGGUUGCUAAAUGCCACUGUAGAGGAAAACAUCACAUUUGGCAGUCCUUUCAACAAGCAGAGAUACAAGGCUGUGAUUGAUGCUUGCUCACUGCAGCCGGAUAUUGAUCUCCUUCCCUUUGGGGACCAGACUGAAAUUGGAGAAAGGGGAAUAAAUCUCAGUGGAGGUCAGAGACAGAGGAUCUGUGUGGCCAGAGCUCUGUAUCAGAACACAAACAUUGUUUUUCUGGAUGACCCGUUUUCUGCUCUGGACAUCCAUCUCAGUGACCAUCUCAUGCAGGAGGGCAUUCUCAAUUUCCUGCAGGAUGAUAAGCGCACUGUGGUCCUGGUUACACACAAACUGCAGUACCUCAUUCAUGCAGACUGGAUCAUAGCAAUGAAGGAUGGCUCUGUGUUGAGAGAGGGGACACUGAAGGACAUCCAGACACAUGAUGUGGAGCUCUAUGAGCACUGGAAGACCCUCAUGAACAGGCAGGACCAGGAGCUGGAGAAGGACACAGAUUUUGAGAGUCAGACUACUCUUGAAAGGAAAACGCUGAGAAGGGCUUUCUAUUCAAGAGAAGCCAAGAACCAGAUUGAUGAUGAAGAUGAAGAAGAGCAAGAGGAGGAAGAUGACGACGACAACAUGUCCACUACCACUAACCGCCGUUCAAAAAUCCCAUGGAGGGUUUGCUGGUGUUAUUUGUCCUCUGGCGGCUUUCUCUUGGUUUUCAUGAUGGUCGCAUCCAAGCUGGCCAAGCACUCUGUCAUGGUGGCCAUUGAUUACUGGCUGGCAGCAUGGACCUCCUCAAGCCAAAAGAAUAUCAGUGAUUUCAUUGUCAACCUGGACGCCAACACCACCAAGUACACUCAGGAGGACAGGGCCGAGCAUCAAGCCUAUGUGCCUGUGUUCGUUAUUCUCUGUGGAGCAGGAAUAGUCCUCUGUCUUAUCACUUCUCUGACUGUUGAGUUUUUGGGUCUGGCUGCUGCCUCUAAUCUGCACCAUAACUUACUCGACAAGAUCAUCCAUGCACCUCUUCGAUUCUUUGACAUUACCCCACUUGGUCAAAUUCUCAACCGGUUCUCUGCAGAUACGAACAUUAUUGAUCAGCACAUUCCUCCUACACUGGAGUCUCUCACUCGGUCCACUCUUCUCUGUCUCUCGGCCAUCGGCAUCAUCGCUUUCGUUACACCAGCUUUCCUUAUUGCCCUGGUGCCCCUCGCGGUGGCCUUUUACUUCAUCCAGAAGUACUUCCGGGUCGCAUCAAAAGAUCUACAGGACCUAGAUGAAUCCACUCAGCUUCCUUUGCUCUGCCAUUUUUCUGAGACCGCAGAAGGCCUCACCACCAUACGAGCGUUCAGGCACGAGGCACGAUUCAGGCAGAGAAUGCUCGAGCUGACUGACACCAACAACAUCGCUUACCUCUUUCUCUCUGCUGCCAACCGGUGGCUAGAAGUCAGAACAGAUUAUUUGGGUGCUGUUAUUGUCCUAACAGCUGCAGUAGCUGCCAUCUGGAUGUCUUCGUAUGGAGUCAAGCCUGGUCUGGUUGGACUCGGCCUAACAUACGCUCUUACAGUAACUAAUUAUCUGAACUGGGUCAUAAGGAACCUGGCAGAUCUGGAGGUUCAGAUGGCAGCAGUGAAGAAAGUUAAUAGCUUCCUGAGCACAGAGUCCGAGAACUAUGAUGGUUCCAUAGAUGUCUCCCAGGUUCCGGAGGACUGGCCUCAGCAUGGUGAAAUUAAGAUCCAGGACUUGUGUGUGAGAUAUGACCCCAUGCUGAAACCUGUUCUCAAACACGUCAAUGCUUUCAUCAACCCUGGUGAGAAGGUGGGCAUUUGUGGGAGGACAGGCAGUGGAAAGUCCUCGCUGUCUCUGGCCUUCUUCAAUAUGGUAGACAUUUUUGAAGGAAAGAUCAUUAUUGAUGGCAUCGAUAUCUGUAAGCUGCCUCUGCAGACUCUGAGAUCCCGGUUAUCCAUCAUUCUUCAGGAUCCAGUGCUGUUCAGUGGCUCCAUCCGUUUUAACCUAGACCCAGAAUGCACCUGCAGUGACGACAGGCUUUGGGAGGCUCUAGAAAUUGCCCAGCUGAAGAAUAUGGUCAAAGCACUCCCAGGAGGAUUGGAUGCUGUAGUAACCGAAGGAGGAGAGAACUUCAGCGUGGGCCAGCGGCAACUCUUCUGCCUCGCCAGAGCCUUUGUUCGUAAGAGCAGCAUCCUCAUCAUGGAUGAGGCCACAGCAUCCAUCGACAUGGCCACGGAGAACAUUUUACAGAAGGUUGUGAUGACCGCGUUUGCUGACCGUACUGUCGUCACCAUAGCACACCGGGUCCACACUAUCCUGACGGCUGAUCUCGUGAUCGUGAUGAAGAGAGGGAACAUACUCGAGUAUGGGAAACCAGAGGCACUGAUGGAGCAGGAGGACGGCAUGUUCGCCUCCUUCGUCAAAGCAGACAUGUAGACACACUAUCCAUUAGUACACACACACACACACACACACACACACACACACACACACACUGCUGACAUACAAGAGAGGAAGGAGUUAUUUCUUAUUUUAUAAACAGGCAGAUUUUCCAGUCUGCCCGUGCCUUUGACCUUUUAGCAAUUUACAUUAUAUAACUGCAAGUAGUUGUUUCUUUUUUUGUUUCAUGCUUCUUCUUUUUCAUGCUUUUUACAUGAUACGUGUGUGUUAAUGUGAGAAAUAGCAGCUAUACAUACAUGUAAAUAUAUACUGUAUGAACUAGUACUAACACUGUACGCAGUUGUCAGCAGACUUGGAGAGCUGACACAACCUGUCUGUCGAAUGUGCAUUGCUGAAUUUUAUUUACUCUGGAGAAUGAAGGGAGACUUGUAGCACCACAGAGGCACAAAUUACUAUGCAAAACGUAUGUUUUUCUAUCAACACGUUAUAUCUUACGGUAUAUCAUCUUCCUGGAACAACCAGGACCUGCAUUAUGGCCUGUUGUCAUGAAUUAAGAAUGUGAAUAAGAACUUGUGCUUCCUAGGGACGGCCAGAUCACGGGAAAUAUUUUUACGAUAUAGAGCUGUAUAUUAGUGAGGGGUUUUUUUUCCCUAAUUACUGAAACUAAAUUCCAAUUAGUAUUUCUGUUCACGCCUCUCAUGUUCGUAUUUGCCUUUAUCCGGGCCUCAUCAAAGUGAUUUUAGAUUGUGAUGGAAAUCUUUUUUUUUUUUAAGAUUUUUUUUGGGCUUUUUUCACCUUUAUUGGAUAGGACAGUAUAGAGACCAGGAAAUGAGCAGGAGAGAGAGACAGGGAGGGAUCGGGAAAUGACCUCGGGUCGGAAUCGAACCCGGGUCCCCAGAUUUAUGGUAUGGCGCCUUAUCCACGUGAGCAAUGACGCCCCCAGGAAAUCAUUUUAAAUACUUUUUUUUUUCUAUAGGAUCGGACAUUUUCACAGUGCUAUGGCUGUGGAUUUUUUUUUCCUCCACAAUUUUUGUCACACCAAAUACACAGCUACUCACUCAGUGCGUUUACAUGCACAUAGAGAAAAUCGAAUUUCUGCCGUAGCUCGACUGAAAUCGAAGUUCUAAAUGCCAUGGAAACACCUUAGCUCGGCCGAAAUCAAACCGAACUGGAUUUCUCGUAAUCGAGCUACGCGACUUAGAUUAUGCGAUUGUAGCCGAGCUACUUAGUGCAUGUAAACCCUAUCGAGCUACGUAGUCGAGCUACUUACUUCAGCACUGCCCCUUCCGGAAGUGACGAGUGACGAGACCACAAGCGGGAAACACAACAGCCUUGGUCGGCAUGACAACAGUAGUAGAAACGUGCACUUCUGGAGCAAUGAGGAGAUAGAGUUCAUGCUCAUUCAGCUUAAGGAGCUGAAUAUAUAUAUAUAUCGAUGUUGCUGUCCUCGUCGUCGUUCUUCUUCUGAACACGGAACUGAUAACUUUGUUUAUACUCUUGAAUAGCUCUUCUUCAUGACGACAACCGGAAGUGUACGAACACGAUGGGGCGUGUAGCGCCACCUGUGGCUCGGGUGCACAAUGUACCUCACACAAUAGCUCGAUUUCCUUGUGUGCAUGUAGGAUUGGAUUUCUCUGGCACCCCUGCUGGGACCCUUAGCUCGAUUACCGACAGCAGCUCGAUUUGGAUGUGCAUGUAAACGCACUGACUGAGCAGAAUGACAGCUUACUUUAAAAUAACCACUGCAUCUUUGCUGAGUGCUACCCAUCAAGUACAAAGCACACUUGGAGGAGAUACUCUCUGCCCUCUUCCAUAUACACAAACUCCUAAACGCUAAUUCUGAGCUAAUGCUACUCUAGAGGAGCACCAUCCCUCUCAUACAGACAGAAGGGUGCUCUCUCGGACUCCCGGACAUGGACGUGCUUCUUAGGAGUUAUAUAAAAGAGGCCAUCUGUGUAACCCUGGAACAGUUAUCUCUGAGCUGAACACUUAACACCUACUCACAAUGCCAUCCUAACAUCUUUGGCUCAGCUGCGUCACACCAAUUCACACCUCCACUAACUGUCCUGUGACCUUAAACCCUAUAAACAUUGAGCAUUUUUUUUCUUUUUCCAGCAUAAUACAGUAUCCAGUACGACUUACUGAGUCACUACUGGGAAACCAGUAGGUAAUGUCCAUCGUUACAACACUGUCUAGACCCGUUGACAGAUUGUGUAAGGCUGAACAGGACUUUUUAUGUGAGUCACCACAGAGGUUUAAAUGUCAGAGGUUUUCCCACCACUAACUGAUCAGCAGUGAAACGUCUUCAUGAUUAUAACAAGUCCAGCUGUUCUGCUUUAUUCCCACUAGACAAGAACAUCAGAUUCUGUUCUUUCCUUGUGAGUUUUUUUGUUUUGUUUUUUUUAAAUGUUGGAUUGCUAAUAACAAAAGUGAUCUAGCCAAGGGAUCUCCUUCGACUACCACUGAAUUCGAACGGGGACCACUUUCUUCAGUAAACUUUUAUAGAUCUUUGGAUCCUUUUACAACCAGCAGAGUUUUUAUAGAGCAGUGUUUGUUCUUCUUAAAGCAAAUCACACCCCCUGUUUUGGCUGGAGUAUUUACCGUACAGUGAUGCUGCGUGCCAAAGUCUGCCAAGACACUGAACCCUCACGGCAUCUAGUCAUAGCUUACGCGCUUCCUGAGAUGGCUCCUGCUUUCACCAAGGACGUUGGCCUUACUCGUGUGUAUUUAUAUGUAUUUCAUAUGAUGCACCGCGUUGUGCAGAAUCACACAGUGUUAUGCAAUAAUUCUUACCAGCUUUUUGUGCAGAAUUGUCUUAAAUGUACAUAUGUAAUUACUGUUAACAGCAUAAACAUUUAACAUUAUA